AUGGAAGAUGGAGUCUCCAACGGCGAUGCUGAUACCACCGCACCUCGAACCCCGCCGCCUCCACCGAGUCCCAAGGCCGCUGAGAAAGCGUCAGUCGAUCACACCCACCAGUCGAAGUCAGACGAGCCCUUGAAGCUCGAGAAUGAGCAGUGGGACAUAUGGUCCAUCUCAGCAGUAGCCGCACUACGUAUGUUGCGAGAUGCACUGGACACACUGGCUGAAGCAACGGGCGAUAUCCCACCUACACCACCAGUCACACAACCAACGACGCCCAACACCGAGGAAGACCGUCUACUGGCGCUUCGAAGACUGUCGUCUCCCGAAGUUGCGUUGUCGAUAGGAUCACCGGAAGCACAUCCCCACGAGCCACUCGCUGUCACUCAGGACAUACCAGACAUCACCGUCCAGCACGCGGUAGUAGCUAGGCGCUUCUUCUCGAAGACCGCGCCUGCAUUCUCUUUGGACGAAUACCUGCAACGCAUACACCAGUACUGCCCACAUUCGCCAGGCGUCUACCUCGCUGCGGCAAGCUUAUGCCACCGUCUGUGUGUCGCGGACCUCAAGGUGCCUGCCACGAACAGGACGGUCCAUCGGCUGGCACUGGCAGCAAUCAGAGUCUCGGCAAAAGCGGUGGAAGACAAUAAAUGGCACCAGAAGAGAAUGGCGGGCGUGGGUGGAGUGAGCAUAAGUGCGCUCACGCAUUUAGAGAUCGCGCUGUGUUACCUGCUGGACUUCGAGCUGUGGAUGGACGACAAGGUGCUAGCGAGAGGGAUCUUCUUGCUGCAGCAGGCUGCUCGGCAAGGAGCAGGCGCGAGAGGGAAGCUGAGUGAUCAGUUCAAGCUGAAGCUGCCGCUACGGAAGAAGAUGGCGCUGGCGCAGGGCUGA
Molecule: messenger RNA, 885 nt
Organism: Saxophila tyrrhenica
Lineage: Eukaryota; Fungi; Ascomycota; Dothideomycetes; Mycosphaerellales; Extremaceae
Exons: 1
Coding region: 1-885 (294 amino acids)
Biological process (GO): regulation of cyclin-dependent protein serine/threonine kinase activity
Cellular component (GO): nucleus; cyclin-dependent protein kinase holoenzyme complex
Molecular function (GO): protein kinase binding; cyclin-dependent protein serine/threonine kinase regulator activity
Source: RefSeq, a predicted model, not a curated record